GUUGCCAGAAACCUUGAACUCUGGGAAGAGAUGAAGAAGGGAAGUGACCUCGGGCGCAAGUGUGCCGUUCGUGCCAAAAUUGACAUGAAUUCCAAGAACGGCUGCAUGCGUGACCCUACCAUCUACAGGUGUAAGCCAGAGCCGCAUCUCAGGACUGGGAACAAAUACAAUGUCUACCCAACCUAUGACUUUGCCUGUCCCAUAGUGGACUCCCUGGAGAAUGUGACCCAUGCCCUGAGGACCACUGAGUAUCUGGACAGAGAUGAGCAGUAUUACUGGGUUCUGGAUGCCCUGGGUAUGAGAAAACCCUACAUUUACUCGUACAGUCGUUUGAACCUUCAGAACACUGUUCUGUCCAAGAGAAAGCUGACCUGGUUUGCCAAUGAAGGUCUAGUUGAGGGCUGGGAUGAUCCACGUUUCCCCACUGUACGUGGAAUAUUGAGAAGAGGAAUGACUGUUGAAGGUCUCAAGCAAUUUAUCAUUGCCCAGGGCUCAUCCAAGUCUGUGAACAUGAUGUCUUGGGACAAGAUUUGGUCAUACAACAAAAAGGUCAUAGAUCCAGUGGUGCCCAGGCACACAGCUCUCCUGAAGUCUGAGAUUGUCCCGGUGUCUGUGAAGGGAGCCACAGUGGGACACAAGGAGGUGGCCAGGCAUCCCAAGAAUCCUGAUGUUGGCACCAAGCAAGUUUGGUUCUCACCUACUGUGUUCAUAGAUGGCGCUGAUGCUGAGCACUUGUCUGUGGGAGAAAUGGCUACUUUCAUUAACUGGGGCAACUUGGUCAUUACCAAGAUAAACAAGAAUAAUGAUGGGAAAGUGGAAUCUUUGGAUGCUGAGCUGAAACUGGACAAUACAGAUUUCAAGAAGACCCAGAAAGUGACCUGGCUGGCUGACACUGAGAAAUCUCCCAUGACUCCUACUCUCUGCAUUUAUUAUGACAACAUCAUCAGCAAACCUGUGCUGGCCAAGGAAGAUGACUUUAAAGACUACAUUAAUAGAAACUCUAGGACUGAGUCUGUGAUGGUUGGAGACCCAGAGUUGAUGUCUCUGAAGAAAGGAGACAUGAUUCAGAUCCAGAGAAGGGGUUAUUUUGUAUGUGACUCACCAUAUGAACCCCCAAGUCGCUACACCAGUCUAGCCAGUCCAUGUGUCCUGAUCAACAUCCCAGAUGGUCAUGUCAAGGAGAUGCCAAAAGCUGGCUCAAAACACAAAGAACCCAAAGACACUGGAGCCAAAGAGAAGGCCCAGAGUAAGAAAGGCAAAGCAGCAGAGAAGUCACCCCAGGAGGAGCAGCCCCCAACACUGACUGGAGAUGCUGCAGACUUGGAUAAAAAGAUCACUGAACAGGGAAAUAAAGUCCGGGAACUCAAGGGCCAAAAAGCUGCUAAGGACGAGGUGGAUGCUGCAGUGAAAACUCUCCUGGCUCUGAAGGCAGAUUAUAAAGCUGCCACAGGCAAGGACUGGAAGCCAGCCAGCAAUGGAGGGAAUGCGGGGAAACAGAAAGCCAAGGGAGAAAGUAAGCCUAAGGAGGCACCUGCCACUACUGGUGCUUCGGCUGCUGGGGCAGAUGCAGGAGAAUUGAACGAGAAAAUUGUUGCCCAGGGAAACAAGAUAAGAGACCUGAAGAGCCAGAAAGCACCAAAGGACCAAAUUGACCCAGAAGUGAAAGUUCUGCUGGGGCUUAAAGAGCAGUUUAAGCAGUCCACGGGUCUUGACUGGAAACCAGGUCUCACAAUACCACAACAGCAGCAGACGACACCAGCGAUGGCAGACAAUAAGGAGAAUAGUGGGGUUGCCGCUGGGAGCCCAGAGGCCCUGGCUCUGAAGGGGAAAAUAGAGGCACAGGGAGAAAAAGUGAGGCAGCUCAAGACAGGUGGUGCACCCAAGGAUCAGGUAGAUGAAGAAGUGAAGGUCCUCCUGAGCCUCAAGGCAGAAUAUAAACAACUGACGGGAGAGGAUGUUGCUGGGGGUGGUGGUGGAAGGAAGGACAAAAAAGGGAAGAAAGAAAAUAAGGGCAGCAAGGCAGCUGAACCAAAACAGCAGAAGCCAGCUAAAGAAGAUGCAGGCAGGGAAGUGAAGAAGGUCACUAGGUUGGGUUUAGAGGCCAAAAAGGAAGAAAAUCUUUCAGAAUGGUACACUCAGGUGAUUACAAAAGCAGAAAUGAUAGAAUACUAUGAUGUGAGCGGUUGUUACAUUCUGCGUCCAUGGUCCUAUUCUAUCUGGGACGAGAUCAAAAAUUUCUUUGAUGCAGAGAUCAAGAAGUUAGGUGUUGAGAAUUGCUACUUCCCCAUGUUUGUCUCCCAUGCUGCGUUGGAAAGGGAGAAGACACACAUUGCUGACUUUGCCCCAGAGGUUGCCUGGGUGACGAAGUCUGGCCAAUCAGAUCUGAACGAGCCUAUUGCCAUACGUCCAACCAGCGAAACUGUGAUGUACCCAUCUUAUGCCAAAUGGAUCAGAUCCCACCGAGACUUGCCUGUCAGACUGAACCAGUGGUGCAAUGUUGUGAGAUGGGAGUUCAAGCAUCCUCAGCCUUUCCUGAGAACCAGAGAGUUUCUGUGGCAGGAAGGACACACAGCAUUUGCUACCAGAGCAGAGGCUGAGGAUGAGGUCUUUAAGAUCUUGGAUCUGUAUGCCAGAGUGUAUGAAGAGCUGCUGGCAGUUCCUGUAAUAAAGGGAAGAAAAACAGAGAAAGAGAAGUUUGCUGGAGGAGACUUCACUACAACCACUGAAAUAUACAUUUCUGCUAGUGGUAGAGGAAUUCAGGGAGCCACAUCCCAUCACUUGGGUCAGAAUUUCUCAAAAAUGUUUGAGAUAAUGUACGAGAACCCAGACACUCAGGAGAUGGAGCACGUCCACCAGAACUCGUGGGGUAUCACCACCAGGACCAUUGGUGUCAUGGCAAUGGUGCAUGGAGACAAUACAGGCCUGGUGCUGCCACCUAGAGUAGCAUCUGUGCAGGCCAUCGUGGUUCCGUGUGGCAUCACUGCCUCACUAUCAGAUGCAGACAGGCAGAGUCUUAUAAAAAGCUGUGAGGAGCUAGAGAAUAUUCUAGUACAGGCAGGAAUCAAAGCUAAGGGUGACUAUAGAGACAACUACUCACCAGGGUGGAAGUUCAACCAUUGGGAGCUUAAGGGUGUCCCAGUCAGGAUUGAGUUAGGUCCACGAGAUGUUAAGAAUGGAGAACUGGUUGCUGUGAGGCGAGACACCGGGGAUAAACUUACCUUGAAACAGGCCAGUGCUGCAGAGGGAAUCAAGAAAUUGUUGGAGGACAUUCAGUCUUCUUUGUUUGCCAAAGCCAAAAAGAUCCAAGAUGAAUAUGUAGCCCUGAGCCAUGACUGGCAGGACUUCUGCCAUCAGCUGGACCAGAAGAAGAUCAUCAUGUCUCCAUUCUGUGGGGAGGGAGAGUGUGAAGAGAAAAUCAAGAAGGAUAGUGCAAGAGAUGCAGUGGUGGAGGAGGGAGCGCCAUCUAUGGGAGCCAAAAGUCUGUGCUAUCCGUUCCAGCAGCCAGGGGAUAUAAAGGCAGACAUGAAGUGUAUCCACCCAGACUGCAAGGCCAAGCCAAUCAAGUACUGCCUCUUUGGAAGAAGCUACUAGGUUGCCCCUAAUGCUUUAAGCAGGAAAAUAGAGGGGAAAAAGUUGUGAAGAACUGAGAUGUUGUUCCUUGUGAAAGUGAAAUAGAUUAGUGCUUGGUUUCCUUUUCUUGAAGUGUAUCCAUACCUCAAACAACUUGAAAUAGCACGAUCAUGGCAGCAUUCUUUCUGUGCAAUCAACAGUGAAGAAGGCAUUGCAGACCUUAAUUGGAGGUAGUAAAC
This is a messenger RNA of Lingula anatina, 3809 nucleotides long. RefSeq names its product bifunctional glutamate/proline--tRNA ligase. Gene Ontology annotation, molecular function: ATP binding; glutamate-tRNA ligase activity; proline-tRNA ligase activity. Gene Ontology annotation, cellular component: cytoplasm; cytosol; aminoacyl-tRNA synthetase multienzyme complex. The record is from RefSeq and is a predicted model, not a curated record. Gene Ontology annotation, biological process: glutamyl-tRNA aminoacylation; translation; prolyl-tRNA aminoacylation. NCBI's taxonomy places the organism in Eukaryota, Metazoa, Brachiopoda, Lingulata, Lingulida, Lingulidae.